GCGCGCGACCGUCGCUCUGUGUAGUCGCGCGCAACAGAUGAGAACCAGCAGUGGCGCCAAAUAGGAAGAACGUCGAACGUUCUGUAGCUAGCUACGUGCUGAUCACAUUCACAGCAUAGUAAACAAACCAUAACCAAAAGCCAGGUAGCUAGCUAAAUACUGCAAAGUACUAAACUUUUUACUUAUGAGGGAGCUUGAUCACCAGUUACUUUUCCUGGAACUUCGAGGCAGGACCAGAAAUCGCUUGGACUAGUGGAAACUUGCUGAACAAGCCAAGCCAUGGACCAGGGUGGUGGUGUGGCGGUGUGGCCUCGCAUGGAGCCCUUCCUCUUGGGGGCUCUGCAGGUGGCACCCCCUACCAAACUCAGCCUGCACUACCUGCGCAAGAUGGCUGCCUACGUGCGCUCGCGAGAGGGCUGCUUCCCCAUGCUAGGCUGGCUCAUGUGGAGGCACAUUGCCUGUGGCAAGCUGCAGCUCCCUGAGGACCUGGCCUGGCUCUACUUUGAGACCUUUGACCUGCUGGCUGGUCACCCUGCAGAGGAGAGGCUGGAGUGGGCUGAGAACCUGUCCCAGUGCUCCUCUCCCAGAGAGCUGGACCGCCAGAGGAGCAAGUUGUGUGUGGACACGCUGCAGUUCCUCCUGUUCCUCUACAUUCAGCAGCUGAACCGGGUGUCUCUGCGUACGUCUCUGAUUGGUGAAGAGUGGCCAAGCCCCCGCUCUCGCUCCCCCUCCUCGGACCGCGAGGCAAAGACCAGCUCUCAAAAUAAGAACUGGGACGACCAGGCUCACCUGUCCUUCCUCCAGACCCACCUGUGUGAAUUGCUGGAGCUGCUAGUAGAACCAGGCCAGCUGUCAGGGUCUGGCCAAGCCGUGAAGGACAGCCAGGUCUCUCUGGAGGCUCUACAGGGCCUCAGUCUGCUGCUGGAGGGCUCAGUGUCCCGCGGCCGGAACGUCCACCCCAUCCACAAGCUGCUCUCCAGAGCCCCACUCCAGACCCAAGCAGGGUACUCCAAACUCAGCCGCUCCUUCUCCCUGCACCCCCUGCUGGCAUGGCUCAGACAGGCCCUCGUCCCCAACCCCUUUGGGAUGUCAACCUGCCUGAGGUCUGGGAAGAAGCUGGCCUGGGCUCAGCAAGUGGAGGGAGCUAUGAAGAGAGCUAAGAUCGCCCGGAACACCCACACGGCCCCCCCAGGCAGCAAGAUGGUGCUGAUGUCACAGGUGUUCAGACAGACCCUGGCCAAGGACUCAGACAAGCUAGCAGGAGCUAAUGUCAAAAUACACCGCUGCAGUGACGCCUUUAUCUACCUCCUCUCUCCACUCAGGUCAGUGAGCCUGGACAAGUGUCGUAACAGCACGGUAGUCCUGGGUCCCAUCGAGACCAGUAUCCACAUCCAGAGCUGUGAGAACGUCAAGGUGGUGUGUGUGGCUGGCCGUCUAGCCAUAGGGUCCUCCUCCUACUGUACCAUCCAUGCCCUCACCCCCACCCGGCCUCUACUGCUCCCUGGGAACACUGCACUCACCCUGGGGCCCUUCCACACACAUUACCCCUCCCUGGAGGAUCACAUGGCCAGUGUGGGUCUAGCUGUGGUGCCCAAUGCCUGGGACCAACCCUUUCUGGUGGGAGUGGAGGGUACCAUCCCAGACCCUGGAUCCUACAGGCUGCUGCCGCCCGCUGAGUUCUGCCCCCUUGUGGUGCCCUUCAGGAUGGAGGGGGAUACGUGUGAGGUGCCGGGUGGGCUGCCAUCGCUGUACCAGAAGGCCCAUGAGGAGAGAGAGAAGAGUGUACAGGACUGGCAAAAGAUGGUGAAGGAUGCCCACCUGAACAAGGAGCAGCGACGUCAGUUCCAGGCCCUGGUGGAGCAGAAGUUCCAUGAAUGGCUGUUGGAGUCAGGACACAGGCAAGAGCUUGAUAGCCUUAUCCCCCCCUGCAUCGCAUCCCAGGACCCCUCGGACAGCGACAGCCUGGAGGCCAGGACCAAUGACACCAGACAGGAAGGGACAUCUAUACGGGAAGUGGGACAGACGCGUCUACCUUGCUGACUUUUGGGGGUUCUUGUUGAUGGAGAUCCCCAUACAAAGCUCUUGCCUUUGCCUCACAGUCAGCGGUUUGCCUCAGCCACUAGCGGUUUGCCUUAGCCACUAGCGGUUUGCCUCACAGUCAGCGGUUUGCCUCAGCCACUAGCGGUUUGCCUCAGCCACUCUUUGUUUGCCUGCUGUCUGUCCACAGUUCCAGGCAGGAUCUGAUCUGAGGAUCAGUAGACUACAGAAGGAGGGUGGUCUGGUAUAGACGACUGGCUCUGUUCUAGUCCCCUUCAUCCAGCUGAGACUGUUGCGUCCCGAUUCUCUACCCUUCUCCUGAAGUGUGUACUUGUACACUCCCUCUCAUGUAUUUAACAACGGUGCGGAUGUGCAGGGUAGAGAAUCAGGACAGAGCCAGUGGUCAUAGAGCACUUGGGGUACAAUACCAUGGUACCUAUUGUUAGCCACACUGGUUAGAUCUGUGUAGUGUGGUGCCUCUGCAGUGGGUACUGUACUAUUGAAAUAAUAGGGAAUCAGGUUGUGCUGUUCAUCCAGAGAUUGACCUUGUCCAGUAUGUAGAAUAAAUUAAUUAAUGUAUUCAUGUGAUUGUACAGUAUGUAUGAUAUUGCGUCUUAAUAUGCCUUUUCUGGUAGCAUAGGAGAGAGGGUGUGAUGAAUUUAAAGGUCUGCUUCUUCAACAAAUUCCAAUGAAUUUAGUACCUUCGUAGCCUGAGUGCCAAUCUAUUGUGCUAUCAUGUCAACUCCUUACUACUGUUUCAAAAUGAUCAAUGGAGAUGGCAAGAGCACACACAGAUGUGGGACCAGGCUAGUACUUCCCUGGGAUGGGUAUUUGAAGCCUGUCGUCUUCAGACAGCACGCACCUCUAAGAGGAUGGAUGACAGGGCACAUUAGUGUAAUGAGAAGAGAAACAUGCCUUUGAGGGAACAGUUCUAUUCCAUUAUAUGGGUCAAGGGACAGUGGACCUAAAGCAAAGAUCUGUGUACUGUUAUCAUUAGCCUAGCAUGGGCCAGAGGAUGCUGAUGUGUUAGGUAACUUAAGUCUAUCCCUUCUUUGUUAGUCCUCUCCCUUUUCCUCAGUGUGUAGAAGGAUGGAUGAUAUUGUGGUUAUGCCUUACUGCUGUAGCUUAGUUCUCAGUGACUUGCCUUUCAAUUCAAUUGCACUAUGCUUCCCUGCCUACACAAUUACAAUGGAAUUAAUUUACAAUGGUUUCUAGGAGCACAAUUUUGUUAGUUCUCAAGUGUUCUUUAGACAUCAAUAAACUAUUAGUUUUUUUGCCUUGA
This is a messenger RNA of Oncorhynchus kisutch (coho salmon), 3319 nucleotides long. RefSeq names its product TBCC domain containing 1 (gene tbccd1). The coding region runs from base 280 to 2040 and encodes 586 amino acids. Gene Ontology annotation, biological process: maintenance of centrosome location; maintenance of Golgi location. The transcript has 8 exons. Gene Ontology annotation, cellular component: spindle pole centrosome. The record is from RefSeq and is a predicted model, not a curated record. Lineage: Eukaryota; Metazoa; Chordata; Actinopteri; Salmoniformes; Salmonidae.